AUGGGCUACUGGGACGUUCCAGAGGGCACAGACUGCGUGCAAAAAACAUGGAUCACAACCAAGCUGGCCACCACUAUGGGCCUGGUGGGCUCAGCCUACCACAUCGUCGCCUUCCAGCCCGAAACUGCGAUGGAAGCUGUGCAGCGGGCCGGAAACGUCACCGUUACCAUGGCCGCGAUGGGCGCCAUCUUUGGGAUGGCGACGUGUCUCAGCGCUCAGGCCCGUGAAGCUCCGGACGAUCCACUCAACUACUUUGUAGGCGGCUGCGCUUCCGGCAUCUUUCUGGGGGCCAGGACCCACAGCGCGGCAACAGGCACAUCGGCGUGUUUGGCUUUGGGAACGCUGGCCUUCUUUGGCAAAGUGUCCAAGACGGAGGGCUGGAGACUGAUGGGACCUCCCAAACUGUGA
Molecule: messenger RNA, 408 nt
Organism: Syngnathus acus (greater pipefish)
Lineage: Eukaryota; Metazoa; Chordata; Actinopteri; Syngnathiformes; Syngnathidae
Gene: ndufa11
Product: NADH:ubiquinone oxidoreductase subunit A11
Exons: 4
Coding region: 1-408 (135 amino acids)
Biological process (GO): mitochondrial respiratory chain complex I assembly
Source: RefSeq, a predicted model, not a curated record